AUGUCGGACAAUAUUGCCAAACCUUUCAUACCGGAGAUUGAAGACCCUUGUUUUUUUCACUUCGAGCCUCCACGUGAUGAUGCUGCAUUCCACGAACUGAGGGAACACUACUCCAAGCUCAGAAGCGCCCCGCUGCUAAGGUUCACAGAGACGGACGAAGAACACGAAGCACGUAUUGAUGCCAUCGCCGGCGAGCGCAAGGCCGUCAGUAUUCCAAUCACAGCGACCGCGCGCUGGAAGCCAUCGCAGGCACCAUGGUCUAUCAUCACAGAAGAGGGCCACCGUCCUGUCCCUGCCGUCGUUCGCCAUCCUGAUUUUCAACAACUUGAUCAGCUUGAGUUUCGUCUCGUAGAUGGCCUCAAGACAGGUCACCAGCAAUGCGCUCAAGUGUACAAGGGAACACUGUCCUUGAGGUCGUCAUCUGAACCGCCGGUUACUGUCGUCUUCAAGAUAUUUCAAGAGUGUUACAUUCCAUUGCCGUGGAACCUUCAUCCGGAAAUGGGCUUAGAUCAUGGGUUCUGGCCCGACGGAGCUCAGCAGGCCAGAGUACAUACGUGGGCACACCAGCAGCUCAAGUCGAUGCAAGGCAAACAGAUCCCGUGGCUAUAUGGAGUAUUCAAGUUUAAUCUGCCCUCAGAAGAGGCAUAUGGACUUGUGACAGAGUAUGUCGAGGGAGUGCCUGGAUACUGCGUUCAACUGGACUCGAUAUGGUCAAGUAAGGACGAGAUGCGGAAGCUGGCCGAAUAUGCUCUCUGUGCGACGCUCGAUAUGAGCGAGCGAGGAGUUGUACAUGGUGACAUCAUGAAGCAGAAUCUCAUCAUCCGACAAGGUGAUACAAAAUUCCCCAUCGUGUUUAUUGACUUUGGGCACGCAACGGCUGUCAAAGAUGAGACACGUGUCAAUAAUGGCUGCCAGAUACUUCAAGAACUCGUCCGGAUGGGAUUCCCAAAGGAAGUGCUUCGAUAUGGCUGGGAGAAAUGGAUGGAAAAGAUUUUGCAGUAG
Molecule: messenger RNA, 1002 nt
Organism: Postia placenta MAD-698-R-SB12
Lineage: Eukaryota; Fungi; Basidiomycota; Agaricomycetes; Polyporales; Adustoporiaceae
Exons: 6
Coding region: 1-1002 (333 amino acids)
Biological process (GO): protein phosphorylation
Molecular function (GO): ATP binding; protein kinase activity
Source: RefSeq, a predicted model, not a curated record